This is a messenger RNA of Apiotrichum porosum, 1176 nucleotides long. RefSeq lists its product as uncharacterized. The record is from RefSeq and is a predicted model, not a curated record. Gene Ontology annotation, cellular component: membrane. The coding region runs from base 1 to 1176 and encodes 391 amino acids. The transcript is spliced from 5 exons. Lineage: Eukaryota; Fungi; Basidiomycota; Tremellomycetes; Trichosporonales; Trichosporonaceae.
AUGAGUGUAUACAAGGCCGCACUUGUGCGGUACGUCUCUGACCUUCCACCGCCCUUCCGGACACUCCCGGAUGCCCUCCGCAGCUCGUCUUCUCCGCAGGCUCUCCUGGCAUAUUCCGACGAUGCACGUCAUCUCCCACUGGCAGCGACUCUGGCACUCAUCCCAGCAGUCUAUGUGCUGGGUCUCGUGAGUGGCAACGUCUCAUGGGUCGACCGCAUUUGGACGUCGUGGCCUGUCCUGUGCUCCAGCAGUGUUCUGGCAUGGGUUGUCGUCAAUGACGGCGGGAACGCCUAUGGAGCGUGUAUCCCGCGACUCGUGGUCGUGCUUUGCCUUCAGGCAAUCUGGUCCGUUCGUCUCACAUGUCACACCGCCAGGAGAGGGCUUUACGAGCUCAACUCGGAAGACUACCGCUACACCCAGGUCCGCCGCCUCCUCCUGCCACCCCUCUUCCAGCUGAUACACCUUCUGGUGGUGGCUGUAGCCCAACCCUUGCUUCUCUUCAGCCUCUCGCUCCCCGUCGCUGCUCUGCUACAGCCCGUCUCGUUGCUCCCAGCCCAUGGCCUGGCCAUUCCCUUCUCAACAAUCUCCUGGCUCCUUCCAGCCCGUUUCAACGUCACCCCACCAGACACACCUGUCCUGCAUGCCGGCGACCUGGUCCUGACCCUCGCUGCGCUCCUGGUCCUCGCGAUUGAGCGCGCCUCAGACAACGCAAUGUAUGCAUUUCAAUCCGCCAAACACGUGGACAUGGACGCUGCGGCAGCAGCCAAGGCGGCCUCGGCUCGGAACAGCCUUCCACAGCGGACACCAUCGCCGGUCCCUGUCCCGCUGGCGUUCUAUCCUGGCUUCCCAACUCGUGGACUGCACGCAUACUCCCGGCAUCCAAACUUUGCCUCUGAACAGACGUUCUGGGUAAUCUUGGGGCUGUUUGCCGUGAUUGGCAGCGGUGCAGUGCCGGAAAUGCUAGCCCCAGCGUUCGCCCUGAGCAUCCUAUUCUGUGCGAGCACGGCGCUCACCGAGUGGAUUACCACACGCAAGUACCCAGUCUACCGAACAUAUUCCCGCCUCGUCGGCCAGUUCCUGCCCCAGGAGACGAUGCUCAAGUGGCUCUGGACUGCGGUGAGGGGUACCUGGCCCACGCUGGAGCGGGAGGUGUAUGGGCGUGGAACGAGACGAUGA